CUAAAAAUUUAUCUCACAACAAUAUUUUUUUCAGGACAAGGGUGAAGUGAAGGAAAGCAUUUUUGUUUCUAAAACAAGUAGGGCAGCCUCUUCAAAUACAGGAGAGAAAAAUCAAUUAAUUUUCUGCCACAUGUCAUUGUUUGAAUGGGUAGAGCAUUUUUGUAGGCGUUUAUAACUUUAUUUUAUGGCUUAUUACGGAGUACUUUACUUGUGUUCACAUCUCCAAUACCGACCUUCAAUCGCCCCCUAUCAUCCCAAACCCACUCUUUAAAAAUCCCGCCGUCCACUUCCCCCUUGAAAUUCAUUCAAUUCUGGUCCUCCGACGCUGCACGACGCUCAGACCAGAUGUGUUCAUUACAAAGAAGUGGUAAUAUUUUUAUCCUAACCCUAACCGGUUCCGGUGAGCACAGAUUCAAUCCUCAGCUUCUAGAUUCUAUUCGAUCCUCUCUUCGUCAAGUCCGCUCCGAUGUUGAAUCCGCCGUCUCCACCGACAGUUCCUCUAAUUUUGUCCUAAUUACCACCGCAGAAGGUAAAUUCUUUUCCAAUGGCUACGAUAUCGAUUGGGAAAGAACCUCAAUGAAUCAAAUGAUUCUCAUGGACGAUAAAUUGAAAUCCGUCGUAUCUGACCUAAUCACGCUUCCGAUGCCGACGAUCGCUGCUGUUUCCGGCCACGCGUCGGCCGCCGGCUUUAUUUUCGCGAUGAGUCACGAUUACAUCGUGAUGAGGAGAGAUCGUGGAUUUCUGUACAUGAGCGAACUCGACAUUCGUCGAGUGAUUCCGCAAUGGUUUGCGGUUUUGGUUAAAAGCAGAAUCGGAUCGGCGGCGGUUCGACGGGAGGUUGUUUUGAAAGCGCCGAAACUGACGGCGGAUAAGGCUUUGGAAUUGGGGAUUAUUGACUCUGCCCACGAUGGCGCGGAGGAGACCGUUGCGGCUGCCGUGCGAUUGGGGGAGGAUUUGGUGGCGAGGAAAUGGGACGGCCACACUUAUGCCGGCAAUCGGAUGGAGCUGCUGUCUGAGGUUCUGAAUGUCAUCGGAGCACGUUGUUCCGUCGCAAAGCUUUGACGGUUUGGGAAACCGUGAGAGUGGCAGGUGAUGGGUGGCUUUUAUCGUUUAUAUCAUUUGAAUUAAACUAAUAAAGUAUUUGUAAAAGGAUAGGAUAAAGUUGUUGGAUAAAUGGGAAAAUAUAGAAAGAUGAAAAAUAAGUAUUCCUAAAAAGAUAUAUUAAGAAAGAUAAGUUAAUACUAUUUUUCAAGUAAAAAUAUUUGAAUUUGAAA
Cucumis melo (muskmelon) is the source of this 1274-nucleotide messenger RNA. RefSeq names its product enoyl-CoA delta isomerase 1, peroxisomal. The transcript has a single exon. Bases 346 to 1062 code for a protein of 238 amino acids. Lineage: Eukaryota; Viridiplantae; Streptophyta; Magnoliopsida; Cucurbitales; Cucurbitaceae. Gene Ontology annotation, biological process: fatty acid beta-oxidation. The record is from RefSeq and is a predicted model, not a curated record. Gene Ontology annotation, molecular function: delta(3)-delta(2)-enoyl-CoA isomerase activity; enoyl-CoA hydratase activity. Gene Ontology annotation, cellular component: peroxisome.